CCAGAUCGCGGAAGCUUGCUGUGCCUUUAAAGAAAGCAGACUCCUGGCUGUGACGCACUUCUGGCUGUCAGCCAGGAAGAUCGCUCCUGCCAGGCUGACUGAGAAGAAAACCAACAACUUUUCUUUUGUGUGUGGGGUUACUUUCCACUAGCCCCCCCUUCCUCCUCUCCUUUCAAGAUUUAAAUGCUAAUGGCGGAUUAAAACCUGUAGAUACGUUUGGCUUUGGGAGUCUGGUGCAUUGGGGUGACUGUUUAGUGUCACCAAAAUGACACUUCAUGCCACCCGGGCAGCGGCACUCCUUUCUUGGGUGAACAGUCUGCAUGUAGCCAGCCCCGUGGAGGCUGUGCUGCAGCUCCAGGACUGCAGCGUCUUCCUCAAGAUCAUUGAUGGCAUCCACAGCACUGAUGAGGGGCAGCAAAUCCUGCAACGGCCGGUGCCAGAGAGACUGGACUUUGUGUGCAGUUUUUUGCAAAAAAACCGAAAGCAUCCCUCUUCUCCGGAAUGCCUGGUGUCUGUGCAGAAGGUGAUGGAAGGGUCAGAGCUGGAAUUGGCCAAGAUGACCAUGCUCCUCUUAUACCACUCCACCAUGAGCUCCAAAAGUCCCAGGGACUGGGAACAAUUUGAGUAUAAGAUUCAGGCUGAGUUAGCAGUCAUUCUCAAAUUUGUGCUGGAUCAUGAGGACGGGCUAAACCUGAAUGAGGACCUGGAGAACUUCUUGCAGAAAGUUCCUAUCCCUUCCACCUGCUCCAGCGCCGCCUCUGAAGAGCUGUCUCCACCCAGCCACCAGGCCAAAAGGGAGAUUCGCUUCCUAGAGCUACAGAAGGUUGCCUCUUCCAGUGGGAACAACUUCCUCUCAGGUUCUCCGGCCUCCCCUAUGGGUGACAUCCUGCAGACCCCACAAUUCCAGAUGAGACGGCUGAAGAAACAGCUCACCGAUGAGAGAAAUAAUAGAGAUGAGUUGGAGCUGGAGCUGGCUGAGAACCGCAAGCUCCUUACAGAGAAGGAUGCGCAGAUAGCUGUGAUGCAGCAGCGCAUUGACCGCCUGGCUCUGCUCAACGAGAAGCAGGCAGCCAGCCCAUCAGAGCCCAGGGAGCUUGAGGAGCUCCGUGGCAAGAAUGAGAGCCUCACAGUGCGUCUCCAUGAAACUCUGAAGCAGUGCCAGGACCUGAAGACAGAGAAGAGCCAGAUGGAUCGCAAAAUUAACCAGCUUUCUGAGGAGAAUGGGGACCUUUCCUUUAAGCUACGGGAGUUUGCCAGUCACCUGCAGCAACUUCAGAGUGCCCUCAAUGAGCUGACAGAAGAGCAUAGCAAAGCCACUCAAGAGUGGGUGGACAAACAGGCCCAUCUUGAGAAGGAGCUCAGCACAGCCCUGCAGGACAAGAAAUGCCUUGAAGAAAAGAAUGAAAUCCUUCAGGGAAAACUUUCACAGCUGGAAGAACAUUUGGCCCAGCUGCAGGAGAACCCACCCCGGGAGAAGGGCGAAGUGCUGGGUGACGUCUUGCAGCUGGAAACGCUGAAGCAGGAGGCAGCCUCUCUCGCCGCGGACAACACCCAGCUCCGAGCCAGGGUGGAGGCUCUGGAGACCGAGCAGAGCCAGCGGGAAGCCAGGCUGCUCUCCGAGCGGGGCCACUUUGAAGAAGAAAAGCAGCAGCUGGCUGGCCUGAUUGCCGAGCUGCAGGGCUCCCUGUCCAACCUCAGCCAGGCCAAAGAAGAGGUGGAGCAGGCCUCUCAGGCUCAGGAGGCCAGGCUGUCUGCCCAGGUGACCACGCUGACCGCUGAGCUCACCACCUUCAAAGCCACUGUCCAGCAGCAGGAUCAAGAACUGGCUGGCCUGAAGCAGCAGGCCAAAAAGGAGCAGGCCCAACUAGCGCAGACCCUCCAGCAGCAAGAACAGGCCUCUCACGGCCUCCGCCAGCAGGUGGAGCAGCUGAGUAGCAGCCUGAAGCAAAAGGAGAAGCAGUUAGAGGAAGCUGCCCAGGAGCAGGAGGCAGCCAGGCGAGACCAUGCUCAGCAGCUGGCUGCUGCUGCUGAGGAACGGCAGGCCUCUUUAAGGGAGAGGGAGUCGGCCCUCCAGCAACUGCAGGUAUUGGAGAAGGAGAAGAGUGCCAAGCUAGAGGUCCUGCACCAGCAGCUUCAGGCUGCUAAGGAAGCCUGGGACAGUGCCCAGUCUUUGGUGACUCAGGUCCAGCAGGAGAAGGCAGAGCUGAGCCAAAAAGUGGAGGAACUUUGUACCUGUGUUGAGGCAGCCCGCCAGGAGCAGAGUGAGACCCAGGCCCAGGUGGUAGAGCUAAAGGCCCAGCUAAGGUCUGAGCAACAAAAAGCAACUGAGAGAGAAAGGGUGGCCCAGGAGAAGGGCCAGUUCCAGGAGCAGGUCCGAGCUCUUGAGGAGUCCUUGAAGAUCACCAGGGGUAGCCUAGAAGAGGAGAAGCGCAGGGCCGUGGACGCCCUGGAGGAGCGGCAGCAUCACAUCUCCAAGCUGGAGGCAGAGAUCCGGUGCCUGGUGGAACAGCAUAAGCAGGAGCGGAAGGAGCUAGAAGAAGAGCGGGCUGGGCGCAAGGGGCUGGAGGCCCGCUUACGGCAGCUUGGAGAGGCCCAUCAGGCUGAAACGAAAGCCCUGCGUCAGGAACUGGCAGAGGCCGUAGCCUCCCAGCGUGAAGCUGAGGGGGAGUGUGAACAGCUUGCCAAGGAGGUGGCCACCUGGCGUGAGCGGUAUGAAGACAGCCAGCAGGAGGAGGCACAGUACGGUGCCAUGUUCCAGGAGCAGCUGAUGACCCUGAAAGAGGAAUGUGAGAAGGCCCGCCAGGAACUACAGGAGGCCAAGGAGAAGGUGGCAGGGAUGGAGGCCCACAGUGAGCUCCAGAUAAGCCGGCAGCAGAGUGAACUAGCUCAGCUACAUGCCAACCUGGCCAGGGCCCUCCAGCAGGUCCAGGAGAAGGAGGUGAGGGCCCAGAAGCUUGCAGAUGACCUCUCCGCUCUGCAGGAGAAGAUGGCCGCCACCAGCAAGGAGGUGGCCCGCCUGGAGGCCUUGGUGCGCAAGACAGGGGAGCAGCAGGAAACAGCCCCCCGCGAGCUACUCAAGGAGCCCCCGAGGGCAGGAGACAGAGAGUCAGAGUGGCAGGAAGAGCGACAGGGACGCCAGUUCUGCAGCACACAGGCUGCACUGCAGGCCAUGGAGCGGGAGGCAGAGCAGAUGGGCAGUGAACUGGAGAGACUGAGGGUUGCACUGAUGGAGAGCCAGAGCCAGCAGCAGGAGGAGCGUGGGCAGCAGGAGAAGGAGGUGGUGCGCCUAACCCAGGAGCGGAGCCGAGCCCAAGCUGACCUGGCCCUGGAGAAGGCCGCCAAGGCAGAGCUGGAGAUGCGGCUGCAGAAUGCCCUCAAUGAGCAGCGUGUGGAGUUUGCCACCUUGCAGGAAGCCCUGGCCCACGCCCUGAUGGAAAAGGAGGGGAAGGACCAGGAGCUGGCCAAACUUCGUGGGCAGGAGGCAGCCCAGAGAACAGAGCUCCAGGAGCUUGAACAGACUGUGGAGCGACUGAAAGCACAGCUGGCCAAGAAAGAGGAGGAGCGUCAGCAAUCUCUAGGGAUGGCCAGUGGAGACGAACCUUCUGGGUCAGGAGCACAGUCUGAGGGUACUGGAAAGAGCGAGCGAAAAGGGCCUGAGCUGGAGGCUCUGCAGGCAGAGGUGAGCAAGCUGGAGCAGCAGUGCCGGGAGCACCAGGAGAAGGCCUCAGGCCUGGAGCGCAGCCUGGAGUGUGAGCGCGCCUCCCGCGCUGAGCAGGCUGGUGCUCUGGAGGCCUUGCAGGGCCAGUUAGAGGAGAAGGCCCAGGAGCUAGGGCGCAGUCAGGACACCUUAGCUGCAACCCAGAAGGAGUUGGCCACCCUCCGUGCCAAGGCCCAAGACCAUAGCAAGGCUGAGGAUGAGUGGAAGACCCAGGUGGCCCGGGGCCAGCAGGAGGCGGAGAGGAAAAACAGCCUGAUCAGCAGCUUGGAAGAGGAGGUCUCUAUCCUGAACCGCCAAGUCUUGGAGAAAGAGGGUGAGAGCAAGGAGUUGAAGCGGCUGGUCAUAGCUGAGUCGGAAAAGAGCCAGAAGCUAGAGGAGAGGCUGCGCCUGCUCCAGGCAGAGACUGCCAGCAACAGCGCCAGGGCUGCCGAACGCAGCUCUGCUCUGCGGGAGGAGGUCCAGACCCUCCGGGAGGAGGCCGAGAAACAGCGGGUGGCUUCAGAGAGCCUGAGGCAGGAGCUGGCCUCCCAGGCAGAGCGAGCUGAGGAGCUGGGCCAAGAAUUAAAGGCGUGGCAGGAGAAGUUCUUCCAGAAGGAGCAGGCCCUUUCUGCCCUCCAGCUUGAGCACACCAGCACUCAGGCCCUGGUGAGCGAGCUGGUGCCCGCAAAGCACCUGUGCCAGCAGCUGCAGGCUGAGCAGGCGGCCGCUGAGAAACGCCAUCGUGAGGAGCUAGAGCAAAGCAAGCAGGCGGCCAGUGGGCUGCGGGCAGAGCUGAUGCGAGCCCAGCGGGAGCUCGGGGAGCUCGUGCCCCUGCGGCAGAAGUUGGCGGAGCAAGAGCGGGCAGCUCAGCAGCUGCGGGCCGAGAAGGCCAGCUAUGCAGAGCAGCUGAGCAUGCUGAAGAAGGCUCACGGCCUUCUGGCAGAGGAGAACCGGGGACUGGGUGAGCGGGCCAGCCUUGGCCGGCAAUUUCUGGAAGUGGAGCUGGACCAGGCCAGGGAGAAGUAUGGCCAAGAGCUGGCAGCUGUGCGUGCAGACGCUGAGACCCGUCUGGCUGAGAUGCAGCGGGAAGCACAGAACACUGCCCGGGAGCUCGAGGUGAUGACUGCCAAGUACGAGAGUGCCAAGGUCAAGGUUCUGGAGGAGAGGCAGCGGUUCCAGGAUGAGAGACAGAAACUCACUGCCCAGGUGGAGCAGCUAGAGGUAUUUCAGAGAGAGAAAACUAAGCAGGUGGAAGAACUGAGUAAGAAGUUAGCUGACCAUGACCAAGCCAGCAAGGUGCAGCAACAGAAGCUGAAGGCCCAGGGAGGGGAGAGCCAGCAAGAGGCCCAGCGCCUGCAGGCCCAGCUGAACGAGCUGCAGGCCCAGCUGAACCAGAAGGAGCAGGCGGCUGAGCACUACAAGCUGCAGAUGGAGAAAGCUAAGACCCACUACGAUGCCAAGAAGCAGCAGAACCAAGAGCUGCAGGAGCAGCUACGGGGCCUGGAACAGCUGCAGAAGGAAAACAAGGAGCUGCGGGCUGAAGCCGAACGGCUGGGCCGGGAGCUGCAGCAGGCUGGGCUGAAGACCAAGGAGGCCGAGCAGACUUGCCGCCACCUUACCGCCCAGGUGCGCAGCCUGGAGGCACAGGUUGCCCACGCCGACCAGCAGCUUCGAGACCUUGGCAAGUUCCAGGUGGCAACUGAUGCCCUAAAGAGCCGGGACCCCCAGGCUAAGGCUCAGCUGGACUUGAGUAUUGACAGCUUGGAUUUGAGCUGUGAGGAGGGGACUCCCCUUACCAUCACCAGCAAGCUGCCUCGAACCCAGCCAGAUGGCACCAGCAUCCCUGGAGAGCCAGCCUCCCCCAUCUCCCAGCGCCUGCCCCCCAAGGUAGAAUCCCUUGAGAGUCUCUACUUCACCCCCAUCCCUGCUCGGGGUCAGGCCCCACUGGAGAGCAGCUUGGACUCCCUGGGGGACGUCUUCCUGGAUUCAGGCCGGAAGACCCGCUCCGCUCGUCGGCGCACCACGCAGAUCAUCAACAUCACCAUGACCAAGAAGCUAGACAUGGAAGAGCCGGACAGCGCCAAUUCAUCCUUCUACAGCACACAGUCAGCCCCUGCUUCCCAGGCCGGCCCACGAGCCACCUCUUCCACCCAGUCUCUAACCCGCCUGGGCUCUCCUGAGGACGGCAACUCGGCUCUGCUCAGCCUGCCUGGCUACCGGCCCACCACUCGCAGCUCGGCUCGCCGCUCCCAGGCUGGGGUGUCCAGCGGGGCCCCUCCAGGAAGGAACAGCUUCUACAUGGGCACUUGCCAGGAUGAGCCCGAGCAGCUGGACGACUGGAACCGCAUUGCAGAGCUACAGCAGCGCAAUCGAGUAUGCCCCCCACACCUGAAGACCUGCUAUCCCCUGGAGUCCCGGCCUUCCCUGAGCCUGGCUACCAUCACAGAUGAGGAGAUGAAAACUGGUGACCCCCAGGAGACCUUGCGCAGAGCCAGCAUGCAGCCAGCCCAGAUAGCCGAGGGCGCAGGCAUCACCACCCGGCAGCAGCGCAAACGGGUCUCCUCAGAGCCCCACCAGGGCCCUGGUACCCCUGAGUCUAAGAAGGCCACCAGCUGUUUCCCACGCCCCAUGACUCCCCGGGACCGACACGAAGGGCGCAAACAGAGCACUACCGAGGCCCAGAAGAAAGCAGCUCCGGCUGUUAAACAGGCUGACCGUCGCCAGUCAAUGGCUUUUAGCAUCCUCAACACACCCAAGAAACUCGGGAAUAGCCUUCUGCGGAGGGGAGCCUCAAAGAAAGCCCCAUCCAAGGCCUCCCCCAACACCCGCAGUGGGACCCGCCGCUCUCCUCGCAUCGCCACCACUGCAGCCAGCGCCGCCACUGCUGCUGCCAUAGCUGCCGCCACUGCCACCCCUCGGGCCAAGGGCAAGGUAGAAGCACUGACUGGGAAGGGAAGAGGGUAGAUGGGCUCUUAGGAGAAUAGGGGAAACAGGGUACUCCCCCAGGCCACCUCUCAGGAGGCUUCCAAGGUGGGGCCCAGUUAGGCUGCUGGGAGUGGGCUAAGAGAAGGUGCUCUCUUAGUAGCUACCCUCUGAGGACAGGAGAGACAGAGUCAUGUAGCACAGCCAGCAACUGAUAACAUGAUGGUAGAAAUGUCCAGGUCAUACCAAGGGCGGCUCCUAGUCAGCGGGGUUUGGGAGCUAAGAGAGGCCUCCUCGAGGUCAGCUGGUACCUGCUGGCAACACAAAGCUCCUGCCAAGUGACUGUGUCUCUCUCUUUCAGGCAAAGCACUGAAGGGCCAGGACCAGUGAGAGGCCCUACCUGUGUCCUCGGUGCCGACCUCGCCUGGUCCUUUUCCUUCUACUGUCCCUUUCAGUGCCUUCUCUCAGCUCCUAGGCCAACAGUGGCCAAAGCCCUACAGACAGUGAUGCCUGCCCACACACCCGGCCUGGUACCUGGAUCUUCACAGGAGCCUUCGCUAGGUGAACCAGUGUGUUCUCAGAGUUGUCCCCAGAGGCCUGGAGAGUCUGGGUCUUCUCCCUACCUUGCCUCAUGAUGUUUUCUUAGAACAAAGUCACUUCAUCACAACCAGACUUGAGGCUGGCUUUGAGUGGCUGGGCCCAAGGGCCCCGUACUCCUCAGCCUCUGGAUCCAGAAGGGACCACUGGAGGAGCAGGCCCUGGUCCCUGCUGCUCUUGGUGGCUGGGCCUAAGCAGGCCCUUGCUUUUGAAGUCCAGGACUAGGCAUUGACCUAGUGGGUGCACCUAGAGGUGCUCCCAUCCACCCAAGGGCUCAGCUGCCCAGAAGAUGCUCUUUUCCAGAACAGAUGGGCCCCAUGCCUGUGGGUGGCAGUGGGGGGGUGGGAGGGGGGCAGCCUUCAGCUCAUCCCACCUUCCCCAGACUUACACUGGGGUAGGGUUUUGGAGUGAUGGGAAGGUUUUUAAGGGCCAGGGAUGGAUAUUUUCUAAAUGUUAUUACUUGUAAAUAAAGUCUAUUUUUCUCCCUUAAA
This is a messenger RNA of Suricata suricatta (meerkat), 7707 nucleotides long. It is a transcript of the gene NUMA1, whose product is annotated as nuclear mitotic apparatus protein 1. The transcript is spliced from 25 exons. Gene Ontology annotation, cellular component: spindle pole; spindle microtubule; centrosome. Gene Ontology annotation, biological process: establishment of mitotic spindle orientation. The record is from RefSeq and is a predicted model, not a curated record. The coding region runs from base 266 to 6661 and encodes 2131 amino acids. NCBI's taxonomy places the organism in Eukaryota, Metazoa, Chordata, Mammalia, Carnivora, Herpestidae. Gene Ontology annotation, molecular function: microtubule binding.